AUGACUCGUACUCUUCUGCUGUGCAGCUUGAUGUUUCUUUUGCCCAUAGAGUCGUGUAGGACAUUAUGUCAGGCUGCCAGCAAAAGCAAGGAGAAUGUGUCUGCCAGACCACAUGGUGUAUGUGAUGGUGUCUGUAUGGACAAUUCCCAUUGCAGUCAACCUUGCCCUCCAGGCACAGAGGGAAGUAUGGGGUUUACAUGCAAGACAAAGAAAUGGCACAAGAUCACUGACACCUGCCGGACUCUAAAUGCCUUCAACAUCUUUGAGGAGGAAUCGUAUUCAGUCCCACCAUUCAGGGAACAUGUAGAAAUACAUGCACAAUCAGGAAAUUCUGGAACUAUAGCAGAUAUGUUGAUGCAAAGAUGUCCAGAAGAUUUAUCUUGUGUAAUUAGAAAUAUUCAGAAGUCUCCACGUAUCCCGGGGAACAUCGCUGUUAUUGUGCAGCUCUUACACAACAUAUCAACGGUAUUGUUGACAGGUGUUGAUGAGGCAAAGAUGCAGAGUUACAGCAUCAUGGCCAACCAUGUUCUCAACAGCAAGAGUAUCUCGAACUGGACCUUCAUCCCCGACAGGAACAGUAGUUGUGUUCUGCUACACUCAGUGAAUGCCUUUGCAAAAAAGCUGCUUAUAAACAAGCUUAUUAAUAUAUCAGAUGUCUUCAUUCAUACUAUGGGCACUAUAAUAUCUGGAAACAGCACCGGAAAUAAUUUCUCCUUUUCAAUGAGAGUUAAUGACUCCAACAGUGAGAUCACUGGGAAAGUAUUGAUCAGUAGAGAUGAACUUCAGAAGAUUCCUUUGCCUUCUCAGAUUGUCAGCAUUGCAUUUCCAACUCUUGGGGCCAUCUUGGAAGCCAGUCUGUUGGAAAACGUGACUGUGAAUGGACUUGUCCUGUCUGUCAUUUUGCCCAAGAACCUUAAAAGUAUAUCAUUGAUUUUUGAAAAGAUUAGCAAAACCGAAGAAAGGAGAACACAAUGUGUUGGCUGGCACUCCCUGGAGAGCAGAUGGGAUCAGCAGGCCUGUAAAAUCAUUCAAGAUAAUGCCAAUCAGGCUGUUUGCAGAUGCAGUCCAAACAAGUUGUUUACUUCUUUCUCUAUUCUCAUGUCGCCCCACGUCUUGCCGAAUGCAACCCUGACUUAUAUCACAUACAUAGGCCUUGGCAUUUCUAUUUGCAGCUUGAUUCUUUGCUUGUCCAUUGAAGCUUUGGUCUGGAGCCAAGUGACAAAGACAGAAAUCUCGUAUUUACGUCAUGUGUGCAUUGUCAACAUUGCAGCUACCUUGCUAAUGGCUGAUGGGUGGUUCAUUGUGGCAUCCUUUCUUAGCGGCCCACUCACACACCACAAUGGAUGUGUAGCAGCGACAUUUUUUGUUCAUUUCUUUUACCUUUCUGUGUUUUUCUGGAUGCUUGCAAAGGCCCUGCUUAUCCUGUAUGGGAUCCUGAUUGUUUUCCACACACUGUCCAAGUCAGCCCUUGUAGCAUCUCUCUUUUCAGUGGGCUAUGGGUGCCCUUUGAUCAUUGCUGUUAUCACGGUUGCAGUCACUGAGCCAAACAAAGGUUACCUACGGCCUGAUGCCUGCUGGCUCAGCUGGGACAGGACCAAGGCCCUCCUGGCCUUUGUGGUUCCAGCUCUGGCUAUUGUGGCUGUGAAUCUGAUCACGGUCACUUUGGUGAUUGUCAAGACCCAGCGGGCUGCCAUUGGAAGUUCCAUGUUCCAGGAAGUGAGGGCCAUUGUGAGAAUCAGUAAGAACAUUGCCAUCCUGACCCCACUACUGGGAUUGACCUGGGGAUUUGGAAUAGCCACAGUCAUCACUGACAACUCCUUGGCCCUCCACAUUAUCUUCUCCUUGCUUAAUGCAUUCCAGGGCUUCUUCAUCCUGGUGUUUGGAACAAUCCUGGAUCCAAAGAUAAGAGAAGCCUUAAAGGGUCGAGUAACAUCUUCAAAAGGGAUCUCCAGAAUAUCAGAGGUUGUCCACUCCAAGAAUGGCAGAGUCCAAAGAAGAAAUGUGCUUGUUGCUAUCCUCUUGUCUCUGGAGAGUAUGAAGGAAGCCUCAACACCGUGGUGCUGA
Messenger RNA from Ochotona princeps (American pika), 2064 nucleotides. RefSeq names its product adhesion G-protein coupled receptor F2. The record is from RefSeq and is a predicted model, not a curated record. NCBI's taxonomy places the organism in Eukaryota, Metazoa, Chordata, Mammalia, Lagomorpha, Ochotonidae. The coding region runs from base 1 to 2064 and encodes 687 amino acids. Gene Ontology annotation, cellular component: membrane. Gene Ontology annotation, biological process: cell surface receptor signaling pathway; G protein-coupled receptor signaling pathway. The transcript has 8 exons. Gene Ontology annotation, molecular function: G protein-coupled receptor activity.